Molecule: messenger RNA, 39947 nt
Organism: Cinara cedri
Lineage: Eukaryota; Metazoa; Arthropoda; Insecta; Hemiptera; Aphididae
Source: the annotation of a GenBank genome assembly
CGUACGCGUUCGCUUCGCACGUGUUUGCGUCUCCCGCCGCCGUCGUCGUGCAUAUCCCGUCGCUUUACGCGCCUGUCCACGCGCGCGGCCGCGUGUUUUUAAUUUGAUUAAUUUAAUUUUUUUUUUUUUUCAUCCCCGGAAUUUUUCCCUUUUCGGGCCGUCCAACGAUUGAUUAUACACCCGAUCGGUUUCGGAUAGAUUAAUUUUCCCGGCCCUCCGCCCCUCGUAACAGCGACGACCGUGCCGGAGGUACUCGGCUGUGAUGUUGCGUACCCGCGAUCCCACGGCCCGCCGUAAAUAUUAAGUGGGGAAAAAAUAGUCGGAAAACUCCCCGGUUACAUAUAAUAGUAGUGGAAAACUAGUAUUGGAUAUUCUGCGGUACGCCCGCGUAACACGCGUCGUCAGACGUCGCCGCCGUCACCACCGUCCCUGCCGCAGCGGUCCGCCGCGAUGGCCGUCUGCAAAUCCAUCGCCGUCGCCGCACUGUGCAGCGUUCUCGUGACGACAUUGAUGAUGGCCACCGUCGCGUCGGCGGCCAGGAAACACUCGCCCCUGCUCGAAGACAACGCCGUGCCCAAAAAGCCGUACCGCGUGACAGGUACCUACAGGGAUAACACGUAGUCUAUUAAUAGUCGUUUAUUUUUAUUCCUCGGUCCCGCAGGGGAAAAGGGCUCGAAUCAAUUUUUCGGGUUUCCGCUCCCCCCCCCUGCAUGAUUUUUUGCCCAGUUUAUUUUUCGGUCCAAGCCGCGCGUGCGUUUCGAAAACGUUUAGCGCGCGCAGCGUAUUAGUGCGGUUUUCGAAAUUUAACCGACGCAUUUAUGAACACGCACACGCGAAACCCGCAAGCCCCGUUUCCGCCGGGACCCGACUACCGCAUCGUCGUCGCAAUGACGACGUUCGGCGUCCACAAUACCGAAAUACACGCACUUAUUUUCCCGCCGGCGGCCCGGAUGAAAGAGACGGUCAUUGUUUUCGGUAAACCGAUUUUUGGCAUUUUCACAAAUAUGCCACCCUCUUGCGCGGCCAUAGGACGCGCGCUAGAGCGUGAGCCAUACAACGAUUUAUUCGUUCCGAUUAUAUUUUUAGCGUCCGUAUAAUAUCAUUAUCGCCGUUUAUCACCGUGUGUAUCUCCGCAAGAGAUAAUAAUAAUACUGUAUGUCUGUACGAAAUUACAUUUUUAUCUUCGUGUGAAUUAUUAUCGCGCUCGUGUAUUUUUAAUAGCAUGAAGUCCGUGCGCCGUCUUCGAAUUGUGAGGGCUUAAUUACCCGGUACCUAUUAGGUGCCCGGGCUCAAUCCUUUCGAAAACACAAACCGGUAAUAGGGGAAUUCAUGGACGCACGUGUCUGUCCGUUUCUCCGGGUAAUUUGUCUUUGUAAAAAAGGCUACUGUUGUUCCCGUUGUCUGUGCGCGACCAAAACUAAUCAUAAUGGGCGACCGUUUUUUCGCAUCCGCGUCGACUAGCUAGGUUAGCGCAUAAAUCGACCCGAAAAAAAUUCAAUUAAAUUUCCGUUCCAAAUAUACCCCGUAAACCCUGCGAUGGGGUCAGGCGGGGUCGAAUUUCCAAACAAAAAGUGUACGUAUCGAAUUUCGUUGUAAUUCGAUGUUAAAUUUAAAUGCGAUUUAAUGAUCGAUGUAUCUGUUUCGAACCAUUUGUUCGUUUUAGAUAAAUAAUAAAACGCGUAUUGCGGGCACACCAUUGUGAACAUCGGUUUAUAUAGUAUCGGUGUCUACUUGCGAUUUCCAAUUGUAUUCUUCUCACUAUUAAACAGAAAACAACGCGUAAAAACCGAAUAAAAACAAACAAAUAGAAAAACGGGAACAAAUAAUAGAUACGUAAUCAAGUACAAUUGAUUGUGUAUGGUCGAUAUUUGGUGUUCAAUAGGUGUAAACUGUUAGGCGUUGUGUAUUAAUGUAAUCGAGUUUAUCACAACAACACGUGUUCCGGGCUUAACGUUUUAAUGGUUUCUACGGGUAGAAAGCGCCGUGCACUUUCCGCCCGUGUGUUUUCCGCUCAACGUUUUUUUCGCGCCAUUUACGCCGGUUAUCGAAAUCCACACCCUUCGAGAUCGAUACAAGGUCGGCUGUUUGCUCAAAAUUGAAAAUCAUACAAAUUGUUUAAAGCUGUCGAAUUUGUAUACGAGUAGUUUUGAACAAACGAUAAUGACGAUAGGUGUGGUUAUAAAUAAUAUUUCACGUAAUUAUAUACGCUUAGAUUUUCCGUAAUAACUAAUAUGCAAUACACCGAAUUCAUCAAUGGAAGGCUUGAGCUUGGAAUGUACGUACCGGCGCGAAAGAAAGAAAACGCAUUUUAAUCGUCAAACAUAAAAAUUUGAACACAAAAAAAACGUUUAUUAAAUUUAUCGUUCGUUCAAAAAUCAAAUUAUUGGAUUGGACGGUUAUAAAACAUGUAUACCCAUAAUGUGUACUCGUGAGUCAAGCGUAUUAAGUUAUAACAAUGAAUAAAUCGACAAGCGUGUAUUGGUUUAAUCGUAAUAUUCAAUAAACGUGAUUUCCCGUGGAUUAAUAAUUGUAAAUGUCGAGCGGACGGUCCGUGAAAUUUCAUCGGGCGGAGAUGACGGGCGGAAAUGGCGCGCGAAAGGCUACCGGCGGGAAGUGCUGCGCGCCACCGGGGGCCUAAAACGCGGGGCAUGAUACGAACGUACAAACUUCAAACGUCAACUCCGCGUACGUUUAUCGUAUUUAUCGUAACAAUACUUAUUGUGCACGUACACGCCAUUGCGGAAUUCAACGCGGAAGUUAUUCGCUCCGAGUGUUGUACGUACAAGCACGACAUAGAAAAGUAUUACAAUAUUAAGGGCCGUGCGUACUGUGCGCGCGCAGGACGUGCAUAGACGUAGGGCCAAGGGCGCUAAACUGCAGCACUCGUUCCGUGUGCUUUUUUCAGAAAAAAAAAAAAAGGAAAAAACUAGGUUAGGUUUACCGAUUAUUGUGCGUUUACUCAAAUGUGCAGUGUCUCGGUCAACGGCUUGACAGAAAUCGAGAAAAUUCCAACACUCGAAUUUAUUUUAACUAAUACUCCAUCUAUUUAUGAAAGUUUUAAUACAGGUUGCCGUUUGAAAAUCCAAAGCAGGUAGUAGUUUUAGCCCCGGGAACAACGUGAAUAUGCGAUUGUAGAGCGGCUUGUUUCUCAAAUGUUCUGGCAAUCGAAUUCCGGAAAAAGUUAACACUUUCCGAGAUAACGAGCGUGCCCGCUUAAAUGGAUCACCCGGUAUGUGUGGUAUACGUUACACGACCCCGCGUAAUACGUCCGCAGAAACGGCCCAAAUGUAUACAUAGCAACACCUAUAAUUUACGCGCGCGACAACCGUACCGUACGAAUAUGUUUGAAUUAUUACUCGGGCGAUUACCCUGCCUCCCGCUCGCACGCGCGUAUACGCGACUCCGAGUCCCGACGCGAUGUUAUCCCGAACGCGCGUGCCCGUCCAAAACCGCAAUAAUCGCAAAGGUAUCCCCGUACUGUGAGAUACUGUGCUCUAAUAAUAAUAAUAAUAAUAAUAAUAAUAAUACGCAGUCGGAAUUGUGCGUACCGUUUAUUACGCGUACCCGUUUAAUUGGAAACGUGGGGAUUCUCAAAAAGGAAAAAAAAAACUCGCCCGAUUUGUCUUAAAUUUUUUCGCGCGUUACCUGCCGCGGGCGCGAAAAUUAUCACAAUAAUUUUUAUGGCAUAUACAGGGCGAUUCACUAAGCCGUGCUCACCCCAUUUUCUCGGUUGAACAGUGCACGGUAUUCUGAUUUUUGGAAUUUUCAAGCGUAAAUCAAAGCCGAUAUUUUCGAAUACUUGGAUUUUUCACAACAUUUAAGAAGUACGUCCUUGUGGCGAUAACAACUUUGGUUUUUCAAAUGAGAACUUGGGUGUAUUAAAAAUGCCAUAAAUUUCGGUGCCAAAAUGUUUGAUUUCCGUCAACCCGUUAACGAGACAUUCCACUUGUGCAAAAAUUAACGAAAAAAAAAAUGAGGUGAGCACGUUCAGUAAAUCAUCGUUUCGGGACAAAUAUUUAAUAAGAUGAACAAAAAAAAUUUAAAAAUAAAGGAACUGCGCAAACAUCGAUAUUUAUUGUACGGAUUUAGAUUACAGAAAAAUACAAUUGUUAAGAGGACGCGAUACUCGCGUUUAUAUCUAUACCGUCCAUCGGUCUGGCGGCAUAUUUUGCGAAAUUAUACGUGACUUAGAUUGUGAACCGUGGCGUUUAGAUGGAAUUAUUAUUAUCGAUAGUUAUAAACACACAAAGGUGACAUUUAAAAAAAAUAUACUGUUUUUGAGGCGGCUGCGUUGUUCUUAUUUCCUAAAAAAUAUCGCCAAACAAAAGAUAAGCUAUUUUGAAAAAAAAAACAAAAACUAACGUAACUGCUGUGAUGUUUUUGUCUUCUCGAGACAUUUCGAAGAUAACGCGAUGUAAAAAUUAUACUCAUUUACGAAUAAGAGAAAAAAAACCGAUACUGCUGGUGUGCCAUUGUUUCGGGAGGAAAGUUGGAAGGUAAUUUAGUAUAUUUAACGGUUUGUCAUAUUAAUCGUAUUUUUUCUUUACUUGUGGUCGAAGCAACCAAAAAAUCGACAAAAAUUAUAUACAACAAAUUUGCCGGUUUUCCCUUUGAAAAAAAAAAACUACGAGGAAAAAAAAAUUUAUGUUCUCAAUGCAUCACCUAUGUACAAAAAAAAAUCUACGAGAAAGUUUCUACACAAUUUUUGAUUGGAGCAAGAUUUCCGGUAGAAAAUUGACAAAAAACAACCGCAUCAUAGUAAAACCAAUACAAUCCUUCUCGCUUCGCUCCGGAUGAAAAAAAAAAAACAAUUUUUCGUUCCUUGGCAUGGCGAGUCGAAUAUAUUUACGCGAAUUAUUAGUAACGGGUGUUUUGUCGCUAAAACCAAUUGUAAAGGUCUUUUUGUGCGUUGUUUUACGCGCGCGAACACGUUUUUGAUUGUAUGAUAUCAUCACCCGUCCGAAUGACGGAUAACUGAAAAAGGCUGUUGCACGUGUGACGGGCCUCUCAAAUAACCGCGAUAACAAUGGCGCGAAUAUUUUCGUUUUGAGAACGUUAAAAAAAUUAAAUAAAAAAUUCGUAGAAACUGCGGCGGCAGUCAUUUACUGUUUAGUUCGUCAAACUUCGAUUUUCUAUAUAAUAUAAUAUUAUUAUCGUAGUUAUUAUUAUUAAAAAAAAAAAACCGUUAUAAUAUUUUCGUAUUGUUCGUCGUCCGCGUAUACAUGUACUGACGGCUACUUAAAAAUAGAUGUACAAAAAAAAAAAAAAAAAACGAGAAGGUAGAUUGACGCGUUAUACUAUGUUAAUAUAUGCUAGUGGGAUACACACACACAUAUACACACACACACACAUACUCACACACAAACACACACAAGCGUGCGCGCGCGUGGUCCAUUCCAUAGGAUACAAAAAAUAAAACCAGGAAUAGCGUGUGGAUAAUUGCGAAAAAAAAAAUAAACGUGACACGUGAAUGGCACGUAUACGUAUCGUGUGUGGAAAUCGAUAAGAAACGAGACAAAUACCUAAUAAUAUAUAGGUAGGACAUAUUAUGAACGAUAACGUUAUUAUCUUCACUUAUUUUGAAAAAAAACACACGUGCUCACAUAUAUAUAUAAAAAAUAAAUAAAUAAAUAAAGUAUUAAAAUCAAAGCUCCAUAGUUGUAAUUGUUACCUACAAGAAAAAUGUAAUAACACUGAACAGAACAAAAGUUAUUGGAUCUCCGCGAGACGUCCUGUAUGUAUAAGAAUCGUAAUGUUACUGCGGUAUCUUAAACGUGCAGCAGACGUACCUAAACGGCCGUUUAUUUAGAUGUGUUUAAAAUAAACCACCGUUAAAUAUUGUUUUUUAGUAGUGUUAGCAAACAAAACGUACAAUUCAUUUUUUACUAAAAAAAAUAAAAUAGAAAUUCAUUCGUUUUAUACGUGAACGUUAUCUUUACACCGGCUAAACACCAAUAUUAUUUUAAUCUCAUUUAAUCCAAAAAAAAAAAAAACUACAAAAGAAAUCAAUCGACUUCCCCAAUCAACUAGACGACAUUUUCUUACGGAAUAGAUGCUACACUUAAAAAUCGGAGUGAAAUUCCGAAUAUAAAAACAAAAUCGAAUUCAAUGAAAUCGUUAUUAUUAUUGCUCUAAAUUUUUUUUUUUUUAUAUAUUUUUUUCCUGUUUUUCCUGAUUAUUGAGUAAACCGUAAGGAAAAUCAAUAAAACAAUCAUAGGUAGAAUAAUGUACCGACUGGACUAAAUUUACUUUCAGAAAUUAUACUACACUCUGGAAUCGGAGCAAGAUUUCUAGUAGAAUAAAGAUAAUAAAAAAUGUACGAGCACUGCGACAUUGAAAAAAUUCGCUUUGGAAAAAUCUCAAACGGCCUUUAUAAAGUAAAUUUCGUAUUAAUAUAUGAUUUUAUUUUAUCUGAAUAUCGGUGAACUCGCUUGAUGAAUAAAAACUGUAUUCGUGUUAACUUCAAAAUGCCCCGAAAUCGAAUAUAUAUAAGUAUAAUUCGUAUUUUGCUCAUUUUUUAAAACGCAAAUUUCUAUAUUGCUUUAUGGGUAAAUUUUCCAUCCGAAAUGUAAUUAUUCGACCUGAUCUGUUGGGAGGUUGUUGGAUAGCAACACAUUUAGAUUGCGUUGAAUAAUCAAACGUAAUUAUAUAUUGCGUAAUAGAUGCCCCGCGGCGUAAAUUUAAAUUACGGCAAAUAAGAACUGAUAACAAAAUAAAAUUGUACAUACCGAAAUAUCCGUAAAAUUUUCUUAUGGAUCUGACGUUUAAUUUAGUUGGCGAAGUUAGAAUUUUUGAACGAUAUCCGACAGCAUAAUGUUAUCAAUUUGGAGUGUAUAUAUUCGGUAUGUCACGGCUAAUGUUUAAAAUUGGAUAGUGACAAAUUUUCUUACGGUAAAUCCAAUUUUAUGCUGUUAAUGCAUUGAUACGCUCGCACGCACAACCUUAUAGGCAUGCUCGGGCCGUAUUAAAAAAUGUAUCAUUUCGAUGAAACGACACUGAAUUUCUGAAGGCACCCUGAUAUUUUAUAACCGUAUACCACUUCGGUUGUUCGGAAAAUAAUAGGUGUACAGGCUGAAUAAGUUAUAAUACAAGGAAAAAAAAUUAUACCGACCAACUAAUACGUCCUACGCUGAAUAGAUCCGUCCAUAUUUGUAUAACAAUAAUAUUAUGUUAGUUGUGAUAGAAUUGUGACUACAUGAAAAUAUAUAUACUCACGGUAAAAUAAUAAUUGCUAAUAAAUUAUUAUUGCGGCGUGUUGAUCUUGAGCGCAAAUGUGAAAUAAUUAAAAAUUUUAAUAUCUUAUUCGGUAAAAUAAUACAAAUAACGUGAUGAAUGACGUUUAGAUAAUUAUAAAAAUUGUAUUGCUCGUAUAAAAUAUACAAAACGAAUAAUAAUAUUACGUAUAUUUGCGGAUCGGCGGAGGUGCGCCGUCAUCUGGAGAAUCGGAUGUGAUGGGUGUAUAGUAAAUAAUAAUCGCGAAUGUAUCGUAGAAUCGUUUUCUUCUUGGCUACGGUCAAACGGUUCUUUUCUUCACCUAAAGGAAGGAAGAAUGGGGUAUUAGGGUAAUUUUACCAUAAGGUACGAUUUUUGUUUGCUUUUUGUAUAAUAUUACGUAUUAUUAUAAAUAUUGAAAGCCACGGGCGGGGGAUAUAUUCCCCGUUUGAUCGCCCCUGCUUCUUAUAAUAUACAAGUAUCAGUAACCCGACGACGGGUCCAAAGCCGGAUCCGAAAAUCCAAAAAAAAAAAAUUCAAUUCGCUUAAUCAAUUAACUAUAUUUACCUUGUGACUUGCACGGACAAAACGCACGUACGCAAAUACAUUUCAAAAUUAAAAUAAAUAAAUAUUAGAUAAAAUAUGUCUAAAACUCCCUCUUCCCGUGCAUUCUUCUGUCGCGGACGAAUAACUCGAUAAUUUUUCGACGAAAUAAAAUUUAAUUUUUAAAAAGAAGAAAAAAAUGUCUAGUAAAACUACUUAUAAUAUUUUUCGAAACAGACGGGCGCAUAUUGCAUCAAUGGCACAGAUAUUACCACUACCUAUAUAUUAUUAUUAUUUUUAUAUGAUGGUAUUUAUUUUAAUAUUGAGUAUCGAUUAUUUAAUGAAAUCUAUGUAAUAUAAUAUAUAGACGAGUUAUAAAAAAAAAAAAAAUCAGUAUCUUCCGUCAACAUAAAUAUUAUUGGCAAUGACGUGCGCGGGGAUAGGAGAGGUUGCGAUUUUACCCUCCCCUAUAAUUGUCUCGUCAAUACAACAACUAUGUGUAUUUAUUUAGUAAUUUAUAAUCUCGAAAUUCAUUAUAUACCUACGUACUUCAGACUUGAUGUAACCGCUAGGAAAAAGCUCGAUUAAUCGAAUGAAAAUUGCCUUUUUUUUUAACCCGGCUUUUAAAUUCCCGUUAUCGGGAUGUAUAUACUUAUCCCAUAACUUACCUGCCGUUGAAAAUGUCCGGCACGCCAUUGACUUUGUAUGGGUACCUACCGGUUAAUUUUACCGUUGAAAUUAGAGCCUACGCCUGUUUGAAUGACCACGGAUGUAAUAUUAUACAGGUAAAGUAUCAGGCGGUGAAUCGUUAAAAAAUUUUGUCGACCUCAACACACAAAAAAUCGAAGUUUUGUGGUGUGUUGCUAUAAAAAAAAAAUAUAUUGAAUUCGAAUCAAUAUGUUUUUAUUUUGCUUGCCAGGUGGCUUCGGGAAAAAAUGGGUGGCGUUCCUUAGAUCCAAAUAAGGAUACAAUCGUCGAAGAUUAUCUUCAAGACCUUAAAUCGAGAUUUUUAGUUUUUUUUUAACAAGGUGGGUCAAAUUUUGAUGGUAGGUCAAAAAUAUAUUAUGACCAUAACCCCAAAAUUAUAUCGCAAAACGUGACGGUAAAUAUUAAUCAAAUUAUUAUAAUUUCCAUUUGAUUUUAACCCGAGCUGUAUUCUGUAUGCAUACAUGUAUGUAUGUGUGUAUCAUGUAUGUAUUAUAUAUAAAUGGGUAUGCUGCAGUGACGAUAGAAGUCCAAGAUUUGUUAUAAUAAGUUCUCCGCUCGUUCCACUUUAAUAUAAUAUACUCGUAUUAUUAUUAUUAUUAUUAUUAUACACCUUUCAUCCAAAAAUAUAAUAAAUCGCUCUUGCCCGCACUUUAAACACACGCACGCGCUCAAAAAUUAUAUUUUAUACACACGACCAUAUACAUAAUAUAAUAUAGUAUAUAAGUGUGUAUAAUAUAAGAACACACCGCACAGUCUCGUAAAACUGCCAAGUAAUCACACAAUAAUAAUACGCGUCCAUAGAGUCGUAGGUAUAUCGGGACGUCUAGACGCGGCCAACGACUUCGACACGCACUUUGCACCUAUACAACAUAAAUUGUACAGGGUGUCCCCCGCAAUGGGUUCUCCCGGAGAUAUUUUGGCGUGCGUUCCAAGAGCCAAGACGCGAGUUCGCUGCAACAUUAUACACACAUACACACACAUACAUAUAUAUAUAUAUAUAUACACUUUACAGGUAGGCAUAAGCACACUGUUUGAAGUAAUUGUAGAUUUUUUUUUACACGUUUUUUAUGAUAUUAAACAAUAUUAUUAAUAGCUCGGACAUGAUGGAUAGGUCCAUCCGUAGCGACACGUUUUGAACAUUUCCCACGUAAAAUCGAUAUUCAGUCAGUGUACCGUGGUCAAAAACAAAAUCAAUAUUUCGUGUUUUUUUUUUUUUUGUAAAUAAUCGUAUUAGUUAUAAUUAGAAUUUGAUCGUAAUUAUUAUUUAAGAACAAAAUAACAACUGGAAAAAUGUUACCAUUCUAUCCAAAAGUAAUAAUAGAAACUGUAUUUUCAUUUAUAUUUUAUGAAUGAAUAGGAACUGUGUAUAAAUAUCUUCACGCUUCUGAACAUAUUAAUUAUUUUAAUUUAAUUUUUGAACGUUUUAAAUUUACACAAUUUUUUAAAAUACCUCGCAGCCCUGACCGUGGUACGAAUAAUAAUAAUAUUGUUCCCGUAAAUUUAAAUAUUAUAUAUAUAUUGGUACUUUGACGAUAGCUCGUUGAACGCGCGAAAAAGUCGGAGAAAAUGUGACGGAACACUUCAUUAUACACACCGUAACGUACUCAACGUAACAAAUAUCUUCCGAAUGAAAAAUAUCGAAAGUUAAUACGUUUGAACAUAGUAUACAGAAUGACGGAUAUCGUACACGAAUUUCCGCGAUGGACAGGUCCCCCCCCUCGUCCCUUCUAUUCAAAAUUUAUUAGAGCUCCAUAUUUCACGUGUAUACACGCUUUCACGUGUGCACGUGUAUACGCGCGUAUUUCGCGUUAUUUUUUACGCGUUUUCCUAUACGUAUUCACGUGAACGCGGAUAGUACAUUUUCACGUGUACAUGAGAACGAAUUUAUCAUUCAAGUGUGUACACGGUUUCCGUUUUAUAUUAGUUCACGUUUUCAAUCGAGACUUCUAAUAUUUUUUGUACAUAUUUUUUUUUAUAAUUAAUGGCUUGUGCAGGCACCAUUUUUCCUCGUGUAAGACAACAGUCGGUGUCCAUUUUUACAUAUUUUUUUAUACAGAUAUCACUACAAUAUAUAUUAUAAUAUAGCGUUCAUUUUAUUUUUCCUAAUAGAAAUCCAAUAACUAAUCGAUGUUAUCGUUAUGCAUUUGCCCCGCGAGAUAUGUGAGUAAAAUUUCCUCAAUUCGCAACUUUUAUGUACAGAUUCAAAUCGUUUCGAAAUAUUAGUGAUAAUAUAACGUAGGAAAAUUUUUUAGAUUUCAUUCAUGCCCAUGUAUGUGGUAGUGCCAAUUCACGGCGAUGGGUAUUCGCGUAUUGAUGUUUAGAACGAAAACGGCGACGAAUGUGUUUUAAUUUGCACUUUCACGUCGCGAAUACGUGUGAUCGGUUUUUAUUGCACGUCUCGGAAGACCAUUUUUUCCGCGAGACUUGGAGUAGACAUUGACAUUUAUUUAUUUGCGUGCGGGUAUUACUCUGCACGAAUAAGAUGAAUUUCCAAUGACCGGCUAAUGGCUUAUAUUGCUCGUGUUGUUUACCGAUUUCCGGUAUGCUUAUACCGAAUUUCGGUAACCCAUCGUAGGCGCCCGACGGGAAAUGUCAAACGCGUUAAAUGUGCGAAAGGUAAAAGCCGGACAAUUUUUUUUCGUAAACUAUACGUAAUGAUAUGCGAGUACUUAUACUAUAGAUAGCAAAUAAUUUACUGAACGUACUUAUCAUUUAUAUUCGUGUGUAUAUUAUAUAUAAAAAAUAAAAAUUAUUAUUAUAAAACGUUUAUAUACUUACGUGUAGACCGGACCUCCGUGCCGUCGGGCAGUUGUAUAUGUAGGUACGUGUAUAAUGACACAACUUUCAGCACUUUAGCUCGUGACAACUAUUUUUUAUUAUUAUUAUUUUUUUUUUUAUCGUUCGGUCCGCCAGUAUAGGUUUAUUAUAAGCAGUGAAAUACCGCGGUAACAUUCAAACGACACAAUGUGUGUCACGAGCGAUACUUAUUGUAUACGCGCGUUCAUAUAUACGAGUAUUUAAUAUUGAAAGUCUUACGUUAAAAUACGAGAAAUGUAUGUGUGUCUGUGUGUGUGUGUGUGUGUGUGUGUGUGUGUGUGUGUGUAUGUGUGUAGAGCGAAAAGUGUAUUAUAAUAUCUUCCCGAUGGUCUACUGCUGAUGUGCGUCGUCGACCGUUUUCGUUUUGUCAAUGGCAUCGUUUUUUGUUUUUAUUUUAUUGUUAUUUUUUUUUUCUCAUGUCAAUGGGAAUACGUCACCACACACACGAACGCACACACAUACACAUACACACACGAGCGUACGCACACGUAAACGGAGAUGCCAAAAUCUCACGCACGCGCAUGCUGCUGUCGCGCAACAAGUGCGGAUAACAAUAUUAAUGGUUGGUUUUUUUUUUUCUCUUUUUUUUCCUAUAGUAUUAUUUUAAGUUCAUUGAGCCGUGCCUAAUAACCUAACCGCCGUCGCAGUACGUUGAUGCGCAUCGUAUUGCAGUCGAAUCGUUUGUGUACAUAUAUAUGUGUAUAUAUAAUAAUAAUUAAUAAUAAUUAUAAUAGUACGAUUUUACGAGUGUUGUAUUAUGUACAUUCGCCGCCGGUGUGUGGCAGACGGUUACCAUAUUGCGGCGGAAGGAUAAAAUUUAAAAAAAAAAACCGCAUCCAAACGCGCCUAUAUUAUUAAAAUCGUCGAUUGUUGCUAUAACGUUGCAGUGAUUAUACUUAAUGACGGUGUGUACGAGAUUUUUUUUCAACGAAGGAGAUUUUGAAUUUUAAAAUUGCCCGAUUUUCAGCCGUCGAUCGAUAAAAAUACGCGAAAACAUAUAAAUAUUUGCCCCGUCUCAUUUUAUACAAUAAAAUACAUUCAAGUUUUUGUAUAAUAGGUACUAGGUAUUUUUCUGGUUAGAAAGUAAAGUAAAAUGUAAAGAACAGGUAGUCAUAUAAGUCAUAUAAGUUCUACUAAUAAAUUUGAAAAUUCGAUUGGACGGAUGUACGUUUGUUGGCACUUUUCGCUCAAACUACUGGACGGAUUGAGCAUUGAGUAGAAGCAUUGUAUUGAUUUAGUUCUAGAGUAGGAAUAACAUAAAUGCUAUUUUUUUCCUCUCAUUUUCAAGUCCUAAAGUGGAGGGGUGAUACAGGGUUAUAGGUAUUUUUAGUACGAAGAAAAUCUAAUUAUUUUUGUUGAUUUAUGAAAUUUUUCGAUUAUUUUUUUUGGCACGGAUAACGCCGGGCGGGAUAGCUAGUAAUAGAUAAAAAAAAAAAAAGCCUAAAGGGAGAUACUCUAUAUACCUCCCUAAUCCCUUUGCUAUGUGGUUGGAAAAAAUUCAGAUUCACGAAGUCCGUCAGAAUCCGAUCUCGGGAAUGCAUAGGGGAAUCCGAAAUCCGUCUACAAAUUCAGAUUUCGAAUUUUUGAAACUUUGAUUUUGGAUUCUAUUCUUUUGUAUUUUUUUUUUUUUAUGAAUACUCAUGUAUUUUAACAAAUCAAAUACUUAAUUGUAGGUAAUCAGAAAUUUGUUUACUAUACAUGUAAAAAAAAGCUAAAAAAAAAAUACUUUUUUGAAUAUAUUAACUUCAAAUAAAACUUCAGAUUUUAAAAUUAAUUUAAGUAGGUAUACAUGCGUAAUUUAGGUAUAUUUCAACCCCGGGAAAAGUUGUGUAAUUUUCUCGAUUAAUUUUUACCGAACAAAAAAAUUGCCCAUUUUGUGAAUCGCACAAAUGGCGCCCCUUAUGAACUAUAAUAAUCUAAAAUGAAAACUUAAACCUACAAAACACCAGUAUUUUAAUUAUCUCUUAUCUCACUGUUGGGUUUCUUAAAUUUGAAAUUUUUUUGUUUAGUAAUUUCUUUUUAACAUAAUAUUUGUACGGUUUUUUUAACGUAUUUUUGCGGCCUCCCGUGUAUUACGCACGGGGCGCAGGCACCAUUCGCUUCGUCUUUCUACGGUCCCGGUCGUAACAUAAAUAUUAGGGUGAUAAAAAAAAAAAUUUUAAAGAAAGACAUUAAAGAAAAUAAAGAAUUGCAAAAGAUUGAACACGAACUUUUUUUUCUAGGGUAAUUUCGUGUUGUUCAAAUUCAUAGCGGCUUAGAACAUUGUUAAUAUUGAUGAUUUAAUAUCUCCUCGUCAGUUAUUAUAAGAACUUGCAAUUUGUUCCUAAUUACGUUCUGACAUUUUCGAAUGUGAUCGCGCGUUAUUCCCCUAAUAAAAUCGCCGUUCGUUAACAAUAGAACUGUUUUUUUUUUUUUUUUUUUUUUUUUUUUUUAUUCUUCGUGAAACAAGAUCCCACGGAGUUGCGUUACACUUCCAUGUACACAAAUGACAUAUAAUAAACAUUGGCUCGCUGAAAAAAUAAAAAAAUAAAUAUAAAUUUGUUCGGUCCUCCCUAAUAUUAUACACCCUAACGUCAUAACGCCUGCGCGAAAUACGUAUUAUUACCAGUGAAAAAUAAAUACUCACGAUACGCAUAAUAUUUAUAUGUUAAUGUUAUAUAGUUACUGUCGUUAUUAUUGUUGUUAUUACUGUAUUGUGUAUAUGGGCGCGCGUGUAUUAUUAUUAAUAUAACCGGUCAUACCAAAUACGAAGUCGAACAACAAUAAUACAUAAUAAUGUCGCGUGCAUAAAAACGGCGGGUAAACGUCGUGGUCGUCGUAGUCGUCGUCGUCGUUUUCCAGUCGCCGCGGCCGGCGCCAAUCUGUUUCGCGUCAUUGCCGGCUGCUUGUGUUAUUACCGCUCGUGUGGUAGCCCCGGCGAACAAUGAGAACGCCGACACGGUGAUAAUAAUAAUCAUCAUUUUUGUACGUCCGUCGCCGCGGAGUCGAAAAAAAAAAAAUAAUAUUGUUAUUAUUUUAUUUUUUUUUACGAAAAAAAUACGCUAAUAAAUAAAAAAAAAAAACGCGUAUUGUAAAAUAUUAUACGGGCGACAACGCGCUCGAGUACUGCAGGAUUUUCGGUUUCCUCCUCGAAGAUCGCGGUUCCCCCCCUCGGUCGACAAAUCGUCAAAACAAUAACAAUUGUCGUCACGCUGAUAGAAAAAAAAAACCCCGUCGACGUUCACGAUGUUAAAAAAUGCGGUAUAUUUAUCGCGGUUAUCGCGACUACCCGAUAUUAACCCGAUUGAUUCGUGUUUAAAAUUAUACAUAAUAUACAUUUUUCACAAUAAUAUAAUCGUUUAAAAAUCAUUGUAAAUUCAGCAAUACAAUACGAACCCAAUCAAAUAACUGCCCGCGUUCCCCAUAUAUAUAAUUGUUCUACAUUUUACGUACGAUUACCAGUGUUAGAAUCAAUAAAAUAUUAUAUUAUGUAUAACGAUUCACAGUUAGAUGAUUAUACUCGAAGUUGUCUAACUCGUCUAAUUUGGAUAUGGAUUUUAUAUUUUGAUCGCGAUUAUUACCAUAGCGUAACGGAAAGUGGGCGGUUAUUGUUGCGAUGACCUGUCGUGUGGUAACUGAGGUAGUUCCCGGUAGUAGCGAUAACCGACAAGUGCCAAAAAUUCAUUCGCUUUUAAUUUUCGGUUUAAGGGAUCUGUUUCUUUGCGCGAAACACGGUUAACUAUCUUACCUCAUAGUGAUAUCCGAUUUCAUUAUUCUUUGUUUGUUUGGUUUUUUUUUUUGUUUUUGAAAGAGGAUAACUUCCUAUAGAGCGUAUUGGACUUCGAAUUUGCAUUACUUAUAUAAACAAAAACCACAAUAAUAAUAAUAAUUUAAACAGGUAUGAAUUGGCCUUAUAUUCGAACUCAAAUUAUACUGUUUGGAAUUAUUAUAAUUUUCAAAAUCCAAGUCCAAUGCGACUUGUUGUCUUCGUAUUUCCAACAUAAAAAAAAAAAAAAUGAUCGAAAUCGGACCAUUCGACGAGGCAGGAGAGUUAACCUUGUAAAGCGUGUUUUUGGGCAAAAAAAAACAGGUCGCGCGCAGUCCCCUUAAUAUAUAAUAGAUACCUAAUAAUAAUAUAAAGAGAAUACUUGGACGAACAAAAAAAAAAAAAAUUAAAAAUAUAUAGUAACAAUAACGGCGGCGACGACGACCGAAUGUCGAAUUAAACGAAUUGUAUACAAUAAAAUGAUGUAUAAUACGAAUAUUAUGUGUAUAUUCUCCGGUACAUACCUGCACCUAUUAUAUAGGCGAACGGAAUUAAUUUUUUACACGAAGGGCAUUGUGCGUGGUGUAAUUGCGUGUGUAAACAAUAAAAUAUACGAGUUAUACGCGUCAUAAUAUUAUAUAGACGUAUUAUUAUGGUUAUACUUCUAUAAAAAAAAGGAAUAUAUUUUUUUUUUUUUUAGUACAAUAAUAUAUAGAUGUGCCGCGCGCAUAUGUUACCAACCGGUGUUCCGCAAAAAAACAUUAUUAUAUUAUUUAUAAAAUAUAUAUAUAUAUAUACAUAGAUAUUUAAGUAAAACGUGUAGUGCGAACUACCGAGAAAAUCUCGUCGGUUCGCACAUGUUGUUUGUAGAGCGGGGCCAGAAAUAUUAUUAUUAUAAGUGCGUUUACGAAAAUUCGGUAAAAACUGUUGUUAGGUUCACGCCUACAUGCCCUGCGAUGACAUAAAUAAAAUUAUUUAAAAAAAAAAAAAAAAAAAAAAAAUGAAUGAUCUAUUUAGUUUAUAUAGGUGCAUAGCGAUGAAUGUUGCAACGAUGCACAGUAAUAAAACAAUACAAUUAGGUACUGUAAAAAAAAAAAAAAAAAACGACUAAGUAAAAUUCGAUAGAGAUCUUCCUGAAAAUCUUGGAAAAGCGAAGUUAUUGACUUUGAACAAGUGAAAGAGGUCAAACACAUUAGAACCACACUUGGUUGUCAAAAUAACAUGCGCGAAUAAAUCAUCAUCAGACUAAAUUCUACUGAUAAGCAAGACAAAAGUACGGCCAUGCAUAAGUUAUAUCAGGGCUGUGUUGAGAUAUGCGUGUGUCACAUUCACGUCGUCGAACAAAGGUGGUUAAGAUAAAAUUAUUCAUAAGUAAAACACUUAAGAAGGGUGCAUGGGCCCUGGCUCAACAAUGUCGAAUAAAAAUGUGUAAUCAUAAAUAACGUCCAUCUGAUUUACGAGAUGUAAAAAAGAGAGAAUGUGGUCCAGCUUGUCUGAGGAACACGUCUAAAAUAUGUGUGGCGGGCUGAUGGAAGUCUCAUGGUCAUGACAACAGCGAUAUGAGUCAUGAUGAUUGAGAAAAGGCCGAGGAAAAGACGGAUGUACAGCGUUAAGGAAUCGUUUAAAGAAAUUGGAGUCGAAUGGGAACCAGCAUAUUAUGAUGAAAGCCGAUUGACGGAAGUAGUUUUGGCGGCAAAUAUUCUAAAUGACUCGUAAGGCUUAAAAAUUAAAUAUACUCCUAUACAGUGUAUAUGCGUAUUAUAUCAAAUAUAUUUGAUUUUUUAUUAGGAAGUAAAUUUCGGAUGACCUGUUCGCUUAUAUUGUGAUGCGAAUUUCGUAACCAAAAAUAUCAUGCAGUCGUAUUGCCUGUAAUAUUAACGCCAAGUGACGCCAGCUAUUAUGUACCUACCUAGUGAAGUCUCUGUUUCAUUUAUCUUUCAAGGAUAAUGUUUUCGGUUUGGUAAAACAGUAUAUAAUUAGUCGGAAAUCAAUUAAAUUGUAGCAUUGUCUUGUACACAUAUUAAUAUGAUAUAUAGAACUUAGCGUAGUAUUCAUAACCAAACACAAUGGUAUACAUAUCACUUUAUUCGUUUCGAAAAAAAAAAAAAACCAUCAUUCUAUGCAGUGGCUAUAAAUGUUUUAAUGUUACACGAUGACUAUUAUUAUAGUUGUGGGUGGCUAAAUUGUUGUUUUGUCUAACUUCUCUGUGUAUUGUAUACAUGAUUCGGCGCCACCGUAGGUACGCAUAUACAAAAAAAAAAAAAAAAUUAUAAUAAUAUACUCGAACGUGUAAUAAAAACAAUACGAAUAUAAGUCUGUAAUGCGAGAUGUAAUGCAUAUAUAAGUACUAAUAAUAAUUAUAGUUUACACUAUUUACUGUAAUAAUAAAUUAAACAUAUUGAAUUCACCCGACGAAUAUUCGACGGUAAAAAAAUGUUCCGAGUCAGUUUUCACAGUAGUUAUACCGAAACACAGCAGUAUCCGUUCGAUGGAAAUUAGUAUUGUACUAUUGUUUUCGAAUUAAUGAUUAAGUUUUCAAUUAAACGGUAUCUACGUUCGCUUUCGUGUCAGUGGAAGUUUGAAGUUCACGUAAAAACCCUUGCGAAAAUAAAAACCACACCGUGACACCGAUGAGCACAUGAAUUACUACUCGGAAUUGUAAAGCUAAAUUAUAGGUAAUGUAAUUAUAACAUCAUAUGAAAUAUAUUAGUGAGAUUGCUGUCCGGCGAACCAGUUUAAAAGAAAGAACGGUAUGAGCGGUUAUUACAGUGUGUUACGUAGAUACCGUGGUAUUGGUAUACGACGACGAAUAAUUAAUCGGGGUAAAUAAAAUUACCCAUAACGGUUACGUGGAAGCAUACGUGGAUAAUAAUACAUUAUAAUUAUCAACACAGGCGCAAUUUCAGUUUUUGACUCGAGUGGUGAGGGAUACCUCCUGUACCCCUUAUACCGACAUAUUACUUAUUGUAAUAUAUUUAACAUUUUUAUCUCAGUUUUCUUUUCCUGCGUUUAAUAUAAUAUCAAAUACGACUGUUAAUACAAUAUUUGUAUUAAAACAAAUAAAAACGUUUAGGUAGGUAUCUAUAUUAUCUAUUUACAAUUGUAACCAACGCUGCGACAAUUCGAUUUUAGUUUUGUAGUUUUGUUUGAAUUGUUUUACACCUAUUCUUGUGUUUUUGGACUUCGAUCUGUAAUGUAAUAAAGUAAAUUUAAAAAAUUAAUGCGUGAGUUUGAACACACUGAUGCAGAUUAUUAUGUCUACAUCAAUUUUAAAGGUACUUGAAUUAGCAAUUACCACAAAGGUUUAGAAGAAAUUUACUUUUUUUUACAUUUCGCAGUUUUCAUAGUUUUUAAAUUUCUAGUGACCGCAAAAAUUAGGAAAGAAUUCGAAAAAAUGUGUGGGUGUCGGUGAUAUUUUUAUUUUGUAUGUGUAUAAUGUAUUGUCAUGUCGCCGUUUUCUUCUUCCGUUUCACCAAAAUAAUAUUAUUGUUCGUAGAAUGUUUGUGGUUAGUGAUAUGGAGAUAAUUUUUAAAUACAGUAUCUUAUCAAUUACAAUUCGAACGUUAACGAAAUAUUUUGUGCGUUUUAUUAAAGUGCAGUUCGCUUCAGAAUGCAUUCCCACCGCUGACGUGGAUUUAUUAUAAUUAAUAUAUUAUGAUAAGAAUUCAUAACGAUCUUAUUGCCAAACAAUUGAAAACUUACUAUUGCAUAGCUAUACAAAUAUAUUACCUAGCUGAUAACUCGCAUGAUUUAUAACUAUAAAUAGUUAAUGGAUUAAUUGAAUUUACAUUUUUUUUUUUUAUAUAUUUGGAGGGGGGUUCUAAUCGUACAGUCACCGUAUAUUUAUACACCUAAUACCAUUGAUUAUAAAUUAUUAUAUAUAAUGCAUAUAAUAGUAAAUACUAUAAAUUGUAAUCAAUGCUAAUACUCAAACGUGUUUUCGCCCAAUUAUUUACCUAUGACAACAGUCAACAGUCAUUAUCAUAAUAUUAUGCUCGUAUCGUUCUAAAUAUUUACAUUCGUACGUAAACAUCGAAUCACAUGAAUAUAUAGACACCGUUGAAAUCGUUAGAUAUUAAUUACGUACCUACCCACCUAUAUUAGUUUAUUUAACUCUCACGUGUUAAAACGAUUAAAAAUAAAUAUUUAAAAUAGACAUACCUACCUACCUAUACUAUGACUGACUCACGGAUAAGUAUUGAGUGUUUCUCUGUUUGAACGUGAGAUUUGAUAUUAUAAUAGUAGGUAUUCUAUAUUUCAAUUGCAUAAUCGUCUUCUUCAGAUAUCUUUAUUUUUUAUUUUAUUUUUUUUCAUUUGAAUUAUUUCCACUAAUAUUUUUAAAAAUGUUACACAAUAACAUUUUCGGGUAUGGCAGUUCGUCCACAGUGUCUAUCGAUAAAAUGAUAAUAAUAAAGAAAACAUAUCUAAAAAAAAGUUGACAAACAACCCGGACUCGGUAUACAAUAAUAUAUAAUUGUUCUAUUGUAUUUCGUAAUAUUUUUAAAAAUAAAGCGCAUAGGUAUUCUCUAAUUAGUGAUUAACAAUAAUUAUUUAUACACAUUAUAAUUGUGGUUUCCUUUUUAAUUAUAUACUCUAUAGAGAGUUACAAUAAUUGAUGAACAUUAUAAUAUAAUUUUUUGAUCGUAGUCGAUUAAUUUGUUUGCAUUUACAUUUUGCGGCAAAUAUUAUAAUUAGCGGAUUGACCUUUAAGAUGUUUAUUAUAAUGUGAAAAUAUAUUUUUUCACCUUAUAUUAUACAAUAUUAUUGAAUGGUUUGAGGUUUGACUUUGUGUAGUUGGACGACUUGUAUAUAAUAACCAACAAUUACAACUAUUAGCUGUGUAAUUUCGUUAUGGAAAUAUAAUUUCGCGUUCUCUGAAAUGUCCAUUAUUACUUGCAGUUCGUUGAAUAGCUGCGAUACUAUAAAUACCGUAUAAUAUUGCGCAAUGCGAUUAAAAUUAAAUUCUUAUUUUUUUUCGGUAUUCGCUCCCCUGUCGUAUAAUGGAAAACGGAAAUCGUAAUAUACGAGACUGCGAAAUUUUAAUAUACGAUAAGAUCACAUAAAACAAUAAAAAUAUAUAUAUACCACGUGAGACUUGAGUCAAUUUUUCAUUUUAGAAUUCCGUAUCGUUUAGGAUCCUGAGCACUUUUCAGUGGAUAUCAAUUGCGUCUCCUCUCACCCCCACCCCUUAAAAAAACUUCCACUAAAUCUUUUCCUUAACUUUUGAACUUCUCCCUUCUUCACCGGUGUGACGUUGUAUUUCCUAAAUUAUGAAUUAUAACGUUUUGUUACAAAAACCACUAAAUCCAUAAUUUUCGGUUUUUUUCUAUAGUGGUGGACACACGGUACAAUCUUAUUCUAUUGAGUUUCCAGUGGACUUUGAUUUGUGUCUGCUUGGACACAGAAAAUCUCAAAAAAAUACCCCGAUUUGAUCUCGAGACUAACGGAACUAUUUUGUUUGGGGCUUGUGAGGCGACUCUAUUCGUCCAUCCGUUCAUUCUGUCAAAGGCUUCUAACUUUUUUCUAAACAAAAUAAUUUCUCGACUUGAAAUUCACACAUAAUAAUAUUAUGUAACUGAAAUCAGUCACUUGAACAGUUGAAGAACAAAUACUAUAGUUUAUCAUACAAUAAAAAAAAAAAAAGUCGUCAAUAUAAUAUUUACGUGACGAAUGAAUUUACGGAAAAACACAUACGCACAUAUCAUUUCGUCAGGUCACUAACACUGAGAUAAUUUCUGAUCGUAAUUCUACCUACCUACCGACUUAUAAUAUUGUACAUUUUUUUAACAGAGUUUUUGGAAUCGCGCGUCUAACUCGCGCGUCUUAUUGGCUAUUUUUUUUUUCAGAAAUUAUAAAAACGCGUAAAUGAUCUUUUUUUCGCGUGAUUUUUAAACAGUUCAACCUACUAUAGUAGUGUUUCCAAAAAAAAAAAAACAAACUAAAAUCUCAAAGCGUCUAUGUUAGCUAUCGCUGGUUCAUGAAUCGCCAGAAGCGUGUGUAUUUUGUUAGUACAAUCGUACGCAUCGUAUGCAAAGGAAUUUCGCAAAUAUAUUAACGCAACACGCCGUACACAAAUAAUAUAUUGCUCGAUUUUUUUCAACUGGAUUUUUUUUUUCGCGAUUUUCAGAAUGUCAGUUCGGUAAACAGCUCAAAGAAAUCGGAUCCACGUGGUUCGCGGAUUUGGGUCCACCUUUCGGCGUCAUGUACUGUAUAAGAUGCGAAUGCGUUCAGGUAAGUCCGAUUCACAUUUGUAGUAUAAUAAUAUAAUAUAUGGGUAAGCAUAACAAUAAUAAUAGCGUCACGGGAAUAAAUCUCUAGGUAUGAAAUUAAUCACGUUUUCGUAAAACAUUUUUUUUCUUCGCAGUCAUACACCUAGGCAGUAGCGAUCAUAUGAUUAAUUUAUCCCGGGGGGGUAGGAUGAGGCUGGUUUUCCGUAACAUUUUUUAAUAAUUAUUUUUAUUUACAUUUUUUUUUUUUAAAUUCUGAGUGAAGCGAAGAAGUUAUUAGUUUUUUACUAUUAUAAUAUGUGUUUUUUCUCGGAAAACAAUUUUUCGGUUAGUAAAAAUGUUCCGAUUUUUUCAUCUCAUACGUUUAAAGACGCAGUUAUUUUUGUUUGAUUGUAUUUUAUAAAAAAUUAUUUCUUUUAAGUUACCCAUAUAAAAAAAAAUGAUUUGGUUGGGCAAACGCUUCAAUUACUCCACGCAGUACUUCAACUUAAUUUGGAACAUUUUCAACGCUUCACAACCUACUUGAUCGUUUUUUUAUAUUUUUUUCUUGGAAACCUAUAAGUUUAUAAGCUAACCUAACCUCCCCGAUCUCUUAAAUAUACGUCCUUGACUGUAAGAGGUAAGAUCGAAUUGUACACAUUUCAGUCGAAUUAUCGCGCUUCGGUCAAAAACUGGCGUCGGUCGAAGGCCGACACACUAGGCUUGCAAAGACGGUGCAUUCAAUCGAAAAAAUCUCGGCGUAACGAAACCUCAGUUCAAAAGUCUUCAAACCAAAACUUCGGGGGAGGGACGGGUCUAUCCCCUUCGCCGGAAAUAUUUUCCCGCGUUCGUCCCCUAAAUAAACGCACGUAGAGACCGUCGCGGCGCGCUCGGCCACUGUUCCGGAUGGCCGGGCAUCACCGGCCGUCACGCCGGGCCACUGAUUGCGGUGGAACGGAUUUACGCCCCUUCGUCGGCACGCGGCGGCGGCGGGUGUCCUCGCGGUAAAAACCGAUUGUAAUUAUUCGCGUUGCGUUUAUCCAUCGCGCGAAAUGACGCGGUCUCGUCUGCCGCCGCCGCCGCCGUUCAAUUGUGUGUCGCGUGCGUCGCCGUCGUCCAAACAACAAUCGACUGAGAUCAGAUUCACACAUUCCAUCGCGCGACGGCGGACGAGAACAAUCGGUCGCCGUUAUAGAAAGCCAGUGUUCAUGAAUAUAACGAUGGAAUAAAAAAAAAAAAAAAAUAAAUAAAUAAAAAAAAUAGGAAAUAUACGUGUACACAUACCUAACUACAUAUGUACUGCGCGCACAUAUUAUAUACAUGCAUAUAAUACGUAUAUAAUAAUAUAAUGCGGUGUGCGCGGCGUCGUCGUGACUGUCACACGCGUAAAAUAUAUUUACGGUAUAAUAAACGGAGUAUGGAAAGAAAGAAAAAAUAAUUCCGUUAAAAAAAAAAAAAAAAAAAAAAAAAUGAGCAUACAUAAUAUAGUGUAAAUAAAAAAGGAAAGAAAAAAAAAACGGCGAAGNAUAGAAAGCCAGUGUUCAUGAAUAUAACGAUGGAAUAAAAAAAAAAAAAAAAAAAAAAAAAAAAAAACACCGUAAAAAAAAAAAAAAAAAAAAAAAAAAAUGAGCAUACAUAAUAUAGUGUAAAUAAAAAAGGAAAGAAAAAAAAAACGGCGAAGAACCGAGGUGGUAUUAUAACACGGGUUUUCGCGCGUUUACCUAUACCUGUGUGCCCACAUAGGUACACGUAUAUGAUAAUACCACACGCCGGACGUGCUUUUUAGACGUACGCCCGCUCGUAAUAUUUAGGGUCCGUCAUGUUGUCGGUUAUUUUUUUUUUUUAAUUCCAUUUUUUAUCAUAUUAUCGAAUCCGUGAUAUUGUUGUUGCGCGCGCGAACGUGCGUAAUAUAACCGAUACGUACAGGUAGUAUACACGCGCGUGUAGGAAUAUCGUAUGCACGCGUUUUGUGUAAAUUAUAAUAACAACAAUAUUGUUACGACCUUCGUGGAGUACAGAAAUUUCGAACAGGUACUUAUAAUUUCGCCGACAAAAUUGAUUACAAUGAAACUCGUACAAUAAGCUCGGGGGUUUUUUUUUUCGUUUUUAGAUUCUGAUACGAAGAGCGGAUUGGUUUUACUGCGAGUGCGAUUUUUUUUUUUUUUGGUUUUUCGUGGUCCAUAAGUGACUUUCCUGCCAGAAAUUUUGAUCCGAUAAAAUAAUGAAAAGACAACUUUAUUUUGGAUGAUAAUCGAUUGAAUUUCCGUGUGGUUAUCUUAAAAGUUGGAGAAAACCGGGAAAAACUGGAAAGUUACGGAAAUUAUUAUUUCUUUAUUUUCAAUUUUGUUUUUUUGGUCAUAAUUCGGUUAAAAAUAUUCGUAUACACUUGUAAUUUUCACUGAAUAAUAAUUAUGACAUUUUUUUUUCUAGACGUGGUGAACAUUUUUAAAACUUUUUGGUGACUUAGUUAUUUAUAGGCAUCUUCGAGUUUUUGUUUGGUUCUAUGUGGAUACAAUUUGUUUGAUGCAACAGAAAUGCUUGAUAUCCCAACAUGAAAUUUAUGCAUUAUGUAGGGUCCAAGACUUCUAUCAUUUGCUUAUUUUUUUGACUUUAACAUACAAUUUAUCAAAGUGCUAUAGAAACUCGUGUCACGUUACAAUUAUCUCAUAUAUGAAAAUUGAAAGUGCAUUUUUUAUCUUAUUUCGAUGGUUUUUAAACAAAUUGCUUUUUUCUAGUCUUUCUGAUUGUUUUUUAUUUAUUGCAUUUCUCUGCUUAAUUAUGACACGUACAGUGGUACGUGUCAUAAUUAAGCACUGACACAAAAACCUAAACAUUUUAGUUAAUUUCUGUUUUAGAUCCUGAGUGAAACGAGGGAUACUCCGAUAUUCUCAUUAAUAUUCGAGAUAACGAGGAAAAAUUGAUUCCUUAGAUUAAAAAAGAUUAAAAGAUUAAAAAUAAAGUUGUCAUUGGAAACCGUUUUUAUUAUUUUUGUUAUUAUUAAAUUUGUAUUAUUUUAAUCUUUUAAUAAUAUGUAAACGAUCGUUAUUGUUGUGAAAAAGCAUAUUUUAAAAAAAGCAAUACUAUUGACGGAGCUUCUCUCAGAAUCGUUUAAAAUAUUUGAAAUUUAUUUUUCAAAAAAAUCUAUAAGAUGUUAAAAUGUUCUUAAAAACUUAAAAAUGAUAAAUAUAAUUAAUUUUUUUAAAGAUAAAAUUGUGUUUAUAUUUUUAAGUAUGAAAAUUAAAUGUCAAUAUUAAAAAAAAGAAUGUGUUCAUAGUUUUUGUCAUGCCUUUUUUUACUUAUUUUAAUAUUUUAAUGUGUUUAUUUGAGUGUUUCUAAUGAAGUAUUUAAGUGCUUUUUUAUCAGCGUUUAUUUUGAUUAUAAGUCCCGUACCUUGAUUAUAAAUAAUACUUAUAGUCGUAUAAAUAAAAAGGAUGGGUGUAAUGUAAUACAUUUUUUUUUAUGAUCGUUUUAAGUUCAAAUUUUAACGAAAAUUAAAAAAAACAUGUGUUUAACCAAACUUUGGCUCAAAAUCGUACUUCGAUAGGGAUUUAUCGGCGCAUAAAUAUAUAAAUUAAAUAACUUUAUUUAUCUUACCUUCCCGACUUCUCACCUACAACAGUGGCACACCCAUCAGCAGUAUCACCACUUUUUUUUUUUUUGUUAAGUCUUUAAAAAUGCGUAGGUAUACGUUAUUCCAAUAUAGAUACGUGUUUAUACGUAUACGAUUAUCCCACAUCAUCUCCGGAUCCGUAUGACAAGUCGGGGGGUUUCUGACGGUCGAUUUGCAUAAUAAUUUAAUCAAUAUUCAAUAUAUAUACCAUACACAUAGGUAGGCAGGUAGGUAAACAUAAUAUACGUAGGUAUGUACAAUAAUGUGUACAUAUUGCAUACAUGUACAAAUAUACUCGCCGAUUUCGCAAAAUUACAGUAUCACAACAAUAUUAGAUUUCGGAUUUUAUUUCACAAAUGUGUAAAAUAAAUAAAUAAAUUGAUUUUUGAUGGUUCAAGUGUAGCUCUUAAUUAACGUGAAAUUAUCCGUCUCCGUCGAAGUUUUUCCCACUUUAACUACUGAAUUCUAAAAUUUAGUCCAAUUUUCCAAAUAUUCAGUCAUAUUAAUGUAAUUCUCGACUUGUGUACGUAAUAUAAAAUCACUGAUGACACAUUGGCAAGACGACAACAAUAUAAUAUAGUACCUACGCGGUGUAAAGUUUUGCCAAAUUCCGUUCGAACGUAUAUUGCUAAUUUCGGCUAAUGUACAAAUCAUCAAUAAUUAUAUUAUAGUAUUUAUUGGCUAAAACGUAUCUUUGAAUAUUAUCCAAAAAAAUGUUCCGUACGCGUUGUAUUACAUCGUGCUAUAUAAUUUACUACCUAUCCGUCGUGUUUAAAAAAAUAAAAUAAUAAUAAAUCUUUUUAAAAAUUCGUGUAGCUACUGGGAAAUUCGACAUUUUAGCUGAUGUCGAAAAAAAUCACAAAUCAUUGCGAUAUUCAAUCCUAUAUACAGUGUCCUGCGAAGUCCAGAAUAUUUCCGAAGAUAAUAAAGAUAGUCAAAUUGUUUUUAUGUUUUAGAAAAAACUUAAAAAAUAACUUUAUUUUGUUAAUUUUAUUAUUAUUGAAAAAUUUAAAGAUAGCUAUUUUAUAAAGUUUAUUCUUCUGAAGAUUUUUAUAUUUCGUCUUUUUAUUUUCAUUAAAUUCGUGAUUUUAAAUAAUUUUUUAAAGUUCAGAGAAAAAAAAAUGUACAGUGAAUAUUAAUAUAAUAUUAAUCAAUUAUAGCGAAUGCGAGUACAGCCUGCUGCAGAAUUUAGAAACUUUUAUCUGAACUUUAAAAAAAUAUUUGAAAUCACAAAUUUGAUGAAAAUAAAAAUUUGAAAUUACGUCAAAAUUUUCAAAAGAAUAAAUUUUGUAAAACAGCUAAUAAAAAUCUUCAAACUUUUCAAAAAUAAUAAAAUAAAAAUUAAUUUUUUUAGUUUUUUAUCAAAACGUAUAAAUGUAAUUCAAAUAUAAAUAUAUAUAAUCCUUAUUCCUGUGAGUUUAUAAAUAUAUAAAAAAAGAAAAAGAAUUUUAUUAUCUUUAUUAGUUCAGGAGAUAUGGUAAUGGUUAUACAUAUAUUCGUGGGACACUAUAUAUAUCGCCGGCUACCCAGCAAAGCUUCGUAAGAUUAAUUUAACAAAUUUUACAGAAGAAGUGAAAAAUUAUAGCAGACUUAAAAUUGUACCAAAAAAAUUCAACAUUUCGACUACGGGUUUUGGUUUGAUAGCCGACCACGAUAUAUUACAUUUGUAUUGAAUUGUUGAAAAACCUACAGUAAAUUAUUACAUGUCAUUUAUUAAUGUGUACCUACUCAUUUUAUUGUGCAGGUUCAAAAGAAGAGAAGGAUUAUAGGCAAGGUGCAGUGUCGGAACAUCAAAAACGAUUGUCCAAAACCCAAAUGCGAAGAACCCACGUUAUUGCCAGGAAAAUGUUGCAAAUCAUGUCCAGGAGAAGAUGCCCGUAAGCUAUUUCGUUUGUAUAUAUUUAAAAAAUUUUACAUUAACAUAUUAAACAUACCUAUAAUAUGUAAACGCAUAUUUGGAACAUUUGGCGUAUAUUAUGAUGUUAAACAUAACCUUUCAAAUAUUUUUAUAGUAAAAAAAAAUUGUAUUUUUACACGAUAUUACCACACGAUUAACCACGUUACCGCUCUGUUGGAUCUAGUUCAACAAUUUCGUGUACACGCUCUUAUAGUAUUGAUGACAAAAGAUGAUUGGUAUCAUAUUGAUUUAAAAAAAUCUACAAAAUUAAAAAUUACCGUAAUUUCAUUCAUAUGUCACAUGUAAAACUGAAUAGUUCAAUUAAUAGCGAAUCAUUUGAAUAGAUGUGAACCAUGAAACCGCCAAAAAUACUUGUAAUUAUUAAUGUAUAAACUUGAUGAUUAAACUUUUAAGUGGGUAUAGUCUUCUCAGAUCCCAGUAUACUCCCUCAAAUUACGACCAUGAACAUUGAGUUUUAUUCCAUGUGUGGGUAGAUGUAGUAAAUCUCUUUGUAUUGUUUAUUCGGUGAAUACACGAAUUAGAGUGCUUGAAGAACCCCUUUUUAAAUAAUAUUAUUCUACAGUUUUGGGAUCCAAUUAAAAGGUCGAUUUUAUAUUUACCUAAAAUUGGGAGACCAGUUUAAUAGUGCCCAAACAAUUCUAUAUAUCCAACCUUACCGACUUCUCCCACCUACAACAGUGGUACACCCGUCAGCAGUGUCAUCUUAAUUUUUUUAGAUUCGGAGCGGAGUGAAGGGUCUAUUUAUUUUACAAUGAAGUUUAUUUUUUUUUUCUGUGGACAACUUUUCUACCAUCAAUUUUGCUCUGAUUUACUAUGAUUGCAUUUUUUCUGAAAAGAAAUUUGACUGAAGUGGUACUUUAAGGAAGUCAUUUUUUGAUUUUCUCAAGAGUUUUCCCAAUAAAUGGGAAAACAUGUAGGAAAAACGAAAAAAUAGGUACAAUAUUAUACAAAUAAUUUAAAUAAUUUAAUAUUUAACAAACAAUAUACAAGAAAAUGUAUAAUGUAUAUGUAAUUAUUUCACCAUAAUAUGACAUAUAUAUUAUAGACAAUGUGAUUCACUCAACGUGCUCACUCCAUUUUUUUUUUUUUUUUGUUAAAUUUUGCAUACAUUGAAAUUCUGAUUUAUGGAAUUUUUAAGUGUAGUUAAAGCCGAUAUUUUCCUACUCUUCUCCUACCUUAAUUUAAAAAUUGAUUAUCUCGUUAACGGUUUGACGGAAAUUAAAAAUGUUUUGAACUAAUACUGCAUCUAUUUGUGGAAUUUUUUAAUACAGGUUCUCAUUUGAAAAACCAAAGUUGGUAUCGCCACAGGAUACUCCUUAAAUGUUGUGGAAAUCUAAGUAUCCGAAAAUAUCGGCUUUAACUACACUUAAAAAUUCCAAAAAUCAGAAUUUGAAUAUAUGCACAAUUUAACCAAAAAAAAUGGGGUGAGCACACUUAGUGAAUCGCCCUGUUUAUUGUUUACGAAGCAACACUAUUAAUCGAACUCCGUUCAGAAUCGUUUUUCAUUAACAGUGGUUAAUCGUUGCGUACAGAUAUACAUUAAAUUCUCCCUCUACCUUCCCAACUUCUCGCCUUCUCACCUGAAACAGUGGCCCACCCAAGAGCGAGGUAUGUCCGUCUUUUUUUUUUUUGAUUUGUUAUACGAGUUUUUCGUCGACGACAUAACGAAAAUAUUCGUUCUUAAUAGUUAUUUAUAAAGAGUGAUGGUAUUUCGAUACUUCAUCGUCGUAUUAUACUCGUAUACAUUUAUUAUGAUUUCCAUUGACGAUUUAUUUUUCGAGGAAGGGCCGUGUGCAUAUAUUAUCAUUAGUUUUACGAGUAUAUAGUUGCACUGUAAAUGUACAAUAAUUAGUAUUGUUCGGCAUGUAGGAUGUGACAUUUUUUUUUCUACUACCCAUUCCGAUUAUUAACCCAAUUCUAAUGCGAAUGGCCUUCGUGAAUUAAUAAUAAUAAUGAUAAUAAAAGAACAAUAUGGCACAAUAAUGUGACAAUUAUUAUGAUUACAAUGUAUAAAAGAAGAAAAAAAAAAUGCAACGAUUCGCAAAACGUGUUCUGCAUAAUGUUAUUUACUUAUAGGUAUACGUAUAUCUAGAUAUUAUACUACAGCUGUGGACAUUAGGUCAUGGCUCAAUAAUUCCAUAUUGGUUUAAUAGCGGAUUUUUAUACGCACGUCUUAAUACAAUAUAUUAUAUUAUUAUUAUUAUUAUUAUUAUUGACCUGGAAGUAUGAAAUAAUAUUUUAUCGAGUACCUAUGUGUAUCGGCUAAAAUCUUAGGACUUGAGCGGCGUAGUGGCCGAAUGAAUGGUAUUUUUGCUAUUUCGGUAUCUAUAUACAAAAUAUAAUAGUUCAUAAUCUUAUAUGAUAUUGCGAAAAAUGUUCGAGUACGUUGUUAUUGUUGUUGCUGUUGUUGUUAUUAGUUUUUCAGACGUUAAAUUCCCUGCGAGAUGCGUGAGUGUUUUAACAAAAUAAAUUAUUACCUACGGCAAUAAUAUUUUCAAUAUUCACGUUCGCCAAUUUACUACUAAAGCUAUAUAGGUAUUUAACUGUUGUGUAAAAAGAAAUAUUUGAAAUCCAUUGCCGUGGUUGUUUGUUUUUUUUCAAUUGUCAGAUAAUUAUUAAGAUUAUCUACACGCAUAGUUGUUUGUUGAUAAAAAAAAAAAAGACCGAAAUAAAUAAUUUAAUGAAGUUAUACACUCCCGGCGGUUUAUUAAUGAAAUUUUAUACACGUAUGAGUAAUAUAAUCUGUAUACACUUUGGUACUUACAUUUUAAACGGUUUAUGUUCGUAUAAAAAAUUGAAUUGUAUUUUUAUGUGUUUUUUAUUUAUUUAUUUUUCGUCUAAAAAUGUGGAUUUUCGGGUAAUGUUCGUAAAUGUAUUUAAAUAUGUAUGAAUAUACAGAUAUACAUUAUUUGUAUAGUGGUAGGUAAUUAUUGACCUGUAACAACCAAGGAUGCCAUUUGUGGGGCUGGAUUUGUGCGCUCAUACCCCUUAUAAUUUUUAACCAUAUUGACUUAAGUGUUAAUCGAUACUUUGGCCGUGCCAUUCAGGCAAAAUACAUAUUACGUUUUUUUUUUUUUUUAUAAAAUUGUUACACAAAAUUCGAAUGUAAGCAGUGAACAUCCGUACGGAAAUUGAAAUUUAAAAAUCUUACUUCACUAUCUUAACGGACCCUCGCCUAAUCCCCGGAUAUGAACGAAAUUUCAGAUCUCAGUGCGCCAUAGACUACAGUAUUUGAUGUUCGAAAGACAAAAUUUAUUUUCAUAUGAUUACAGAUUGACUAGAAGGAAGUUAUUUUAUGGCAUUUUCGGCCUUUCGUGUAUUAAACAAAAUGCUGUUUUAUCUUUUAAUUUAAAUAUUAAAAUAGAAGGUUUAUUUUUGUGGGGGUGGGCUCGAUUGUAUAUACAAUAUGUUGCCGGUGUUUCCCUCUUAUACACAAUAUUCUCGAUACGGUAAAUACUACCGAAACUACUCUAUAUAAUAAUACACUCCUCUCUAUAUAUGACGUUCCGAAUGACGACGAAAAUAGUCUGGCGUGCGCAAAUACUUUGGCAAUAUAGACGGGCAGACGGGCUGCCACCAAGGUUUAAUGCGGAUUAUAUACACACAUAUAUAUAUACACACACACACGAAUAAUAAUAUAAAGCUCGUAUAUACUAUGUAUUAUUAUAUAUACAUACCUAAUCUAUACAUUUAAUAUAUAAUUGAAUACAUGUAUUUAUAUAUUUAAUAAAUAAUGUAUGUCGAGAUCACAGUCUAGGCCAAGAUCGAAUCACAGUUCGGAUUCGAAUCCUCGUAUUUUGUUGUUAGUUUGUUACCUCUCUCUCUCUCUCUAUGUAUAUAUAUAUAUAUAUAUAUUAUAUUACCUGCACGUAUACAGGAAUUCUUGUUCGUAUUUUAACUAUUAAAAUAUAUUACGAUUUCAAAAAUGAAGUGACGUGUUUUAUUGGUUUCAGACGAUUUCGUACAAGAUCCGCCGGACGACGAAGAGAAAAGCAUGAAACGUAAGCGUUUAUAUUAUUUUAAAUUUAGCAUAUACAACAGUAUUAUACGUCUAUACGCUCCACUAUAGUGCACUACGUAUAUGUUCAUGUACGUAAAACUAAAGUUAAUUGUCGAAAUUAAAAUUGUGAACGUGACAACUACACGCGCGUAUAAUUAUAACGAUAGAAAACUAAUUUUUCUCGACGUCUCCGCAUGCUGCAGCAAUAAUUCAAAUAUUGUUUCAAAACGUAAAAUUGACGUUCAAAAUAUUACUGUAGAUUUGUAUAAGAUAGAUGAUCUAUCUGCUUUUAUUAAUAAAAAAUAAUAUUCGUCAAAAACCUUUACUGUAUGGAACGUGUAUGUUAUAGAUCCCUGAGUCCUGAGUACAAUUCGGCCGUAAAACAAAACGUGGCUAAUUUUCUAAAACUAACUAGCUUAGUGUCAGAAAAAUAACCGCGUUUAUUUUAGUGCAAUAAAGUCACAGCUAAAAAAAUUACAAUUUUGUUUCUUUCAAUUUGUAAUUACACAAAGGUGAAGUUCUUAGAAUUCUAAGUUCUAAGUUCUUAGAAAAUCUUAGAAUUAUUAUUUUGUUCUAAGCUUCCAAAUCAAUUUACCAAAUACGUGUUAUCUUUAUUUGAAUUUUAAACGAAUCACAAUUUAAUUGCGUAACGUGUAAUUCCGUUAUUAUCACAUUUAGACUUUGCUGCAAUAUUGACCGGACAAUCGGCAAAAUCGACUGGCGAUCUACUCAAUAAGAAGAUGGAUUACCCGCCGACGCUGUUGCAAGAAAUCGGAUUGGAUUACGUGGCGACCGGACGAUUUUCGUUUUACCGGAAGCACCUGUACUUUUCGUUUUACACUAACCGACCGACCAGGCCCAGAAUGGUGCAGUUUGUCGAUACUAACGGCAACAUAAUCGAAGAAAUCGUAAGAUUCGUCACAUUAAUGUCUGGAACGGCGCAUAAAAAAUAGUUUAUACCUAGGCGCUUUGCUGAUUAUUUAUUAUCUGCGAAUAGGCGCUGUUAUCGGGUACCGUCUAUCAAAACCUGACGAACAAAAUCUGCGGCGUCUGGCGACGGGUGUCCAAAGACUAUAAGCGGUUGUUGCGCGAAGAGAAAAUAUCCGUAUCGCUGGUCUGGGAAACGGCGAUAAUCGGCGGCCAUCUUUACAGGUAAACGUCCUGUGAUAUAGGUGACGAAAACGACAGUCGAGCAAUUGAUAAUAAUUGACAUAUUAUUAUUCUCAUUUAUAAUGUCUUACCCCGUUUUAAAUCUCGGGAGCCUCAGUGGCGGUCUUUUCCCUCGCGGGCCACUAAGGUAGCACAGCCGUAUCUAUCAACACCGACCCGACUUUACGUCACGCACGUGACCCGCCCAAUGUCCACAACAGUCCUGAUUUCGGCACACAUAUUUCUGACAACUCUGUAUUUUUCCAGAUUCUCGGUUGCCCCGUGUUUGUAAUCCGCAUGCAAUUAAUAAUUAUCGUCCGUACUAUAUUUAUUUUCGUGACUGUUGUAAUUACACGCAAUAAGUACACACAAAUAUUAUGCAUCAUAAGACGAGCGUAUUUUUAUCGAGAUACAUAUUGUUUUUUUUUUACAUUUUUGGCGUCCUGGGGCACCGUUCCUAUGACGCCGUCUUAAAUUCCAAUUUCGAAUUUUUAGUUGCACACUUUACAUAUUGCAUAACACUCUGUGCUCUAAACACACUAUAGUUUAUGAACCGAUAGAGUAAACAGUGAUUUAGGCCGGUUAAUACAUACAAAAAAGCUUAUAUACAUAUCCAAGGCGGUUAGAAGUGAUUAGUUUUUUCAUACACUUAAAGCAAUAAGCCGGAAUAAAAUAAACAUACUUCCAGUAGUCUAAUUUAUGUUAUUGAAAAUUAUUUUAUUGGGGUAAACUUCUACUCAAUAUGUUUUCGAAAUUAAAAUCGGUCGAGUUGUAGUGGAUGGAUUUUACUCCAGUUUAUCGGUCUAAAACGUGCGGGUUACAUUAAAAAGUGGAAAAUAACUUUACAACGAACAUUUUACAAAAUCGGAAACAAUCGAGCAAAUAAUUAUCUGUUAUACCUAUAGAUCAUGUGCCGUGUAUUAGAACCGCGAUAAAAUCUAUGGUGUCAUCACGACGAUAGUAAUUAAUAGAUUUUAAUAAAAAAAAAUUGCCGUUUUACGACGUUAUCUCAAAAACGUAUUGUGACUUCCCCGGGCAAAAUCGCCCGGGGCCCAUGAACCCUCUCCCCUGCCCCCGAAAUACGCGCCUCCCGCGCAUUAAAACUGCGUAUUUUAUCAAAACACGCGGCUACGCCCCUGAUUACAGGUUUAAAGCGUUGGACACGGAAGCGUUCAGCUCGCUACUCACGGGCCAAACGCGAGACUCCGGCGGCACGAGCAUCGUGUCCAUUUCGACCAUAUCGCCGUCCGUGCACAUGCAAAUCAUGUUCAACUGUCCGUUCGCGGCCGGCCAAGAGAGCGGGUCGUUUGUGGUCAGACUGAAAUACGCCGACAACGGACGUACCGUUAUAGAAGAAGUACGACGGCACAAUAAUAAUAAUAAUAAUAACAAUAAUAUUAUUUCCGCGUUUUUAUUGCAUCGAAAAACGUGUAAUACAAUAAUAUACAUCGUGCCAGUACAAAAAAAAAAAAAAAAAAAAAAAUGAUAAUAAUCGUAUUGUACUGUGUUUUUUUUUUUUUAUUAUUAUUAUUCUCCCUUUGAAUAUUGCAGACCAUUAGAGUGGACAAGCUGACGAACGGUACGACCGUCGUCGAAUUACAAUCGCCCGUUACGUUUUCCGACUUGAACGCGUUGUCCAAACGCGAUCUGCUCGUCGUUCUGGAAGCCAAACAGUCGAAUUUCAAAUUGCAAGGGGUCGUCGCGCCCCGGGCGUCGUGCGAUAUUUACCAAACGCCGGUCGUGUCAAACGGCCACCAACUGGAUUCGAAAAAAGACAGGUGAGUGUUUGACGUUUUUCCCCGUCGCAUCCGCCGUUUAUGAUGAUAACAACUAUUGUUUUCCGCGGACGUGUUCAGUGGCACAAUAAAAGCUCGCAAACCUCUGGAGGAUUAAACACGGAUCCAUGGGGGUCUCUGCCUCUAUAUAUUUGGGAUGGUCUUCAGCUCCCCCCCCCUCGCCUCCUAAUCACGCCACCGGACAUUGGACGCGUACGGUGGUUGCGGCGGCGUGAAGUUUUUUUUCCCAACGAAGCGGUUUUAGUAGAAUCGCAAAAAUAAUCCGAGCCCAGAAAAACCGGAAAGUGUUUGUUACCGAGGCUAUACGUUCUCCCGUACGUUUACGUUUCCGUUGGCAUAACUUACGAUUUAUGACAAUGCGAUGCCGCCCACCCGCCCAUCAAUCGAAUUCGAUCGCGAAACAGCCGCUUCGUAGGACACCCGACAACGCCGCCACCGGAUGUACAUGUCCUAUUCGUCUAUACAUCUGCCCCUAUUUUGCUUUAAAACUGCACCAAAGUGCAUCGCCGCGUAUAUUAUUAUGGGAAAUGUUUAAUUAACGAACGUGAUACGUAUCCUAACAUUUUGUAUACGCCAUAAACACGGGAUCGUAUUAUUUAUUAUUAUUAUUAUUUUUUUUUUUUUUAAAAAUACUUUUGGCAGUCGCGAUCAAUUUGGCAAAACGCGGAUAAGUUAUAAUAUAGGUACCUAACUGUACACACACACACGGCGCACACGGAUCCUUUGAAAGGGAAACUAAGUUAUACGACUUGUCUCAAACGAAACCGCUACCGAUAAAUUUCGCGCGAAAUUAAAGUCGUAACGGCCGCGCGCGCGUGUGUGUACGGUGAGCGAACGGCCUCGGAUCGCUUGAAUUGUAUUAUUAUUUACGCCGCGUAACGCCAUCGGAAUCGACGUUAAUCGGCCCGGCUAAUGGCGGGCUCUGUCUUCUCGCAAUAACCGUUCCGUUUCCCAGUCGUUGGCCCGAGCGUACGCUACAACGCGAUUAGCAAUCGAUCCAGCGCGCCACUACUACGCACCCGGGUGGGUACCCAUAGUAUUGUAACGUGUGACACGCGACGAGACGAGAACGGUAUAAAUCUUUACAAUAUUUUUUAGUGGUGAAAACUCAUUUCGAAUAUAAUAGUAAUAAUACGAUUACGCUAGUACAAUAAUAAUAAUAUACAAUAUCCCGUGUCGAUUAACGAAGCGUGUACGCAAUAAUUCGAAUUGUCCACAUUGUCACCCGCCGUAUUCCACUGAUACAAGAGCGGCGGCGGCGGCUGCUGCAAAGAUGUAUGUCCGGCGAUUAUGUGCUCGGAAAUAAAUUAUUCGCUUAGCGGUUAUAACUAUCUGGCGUGGUUCCGAUCGUUUUGAAUAAUGCUCUUGUUUUUAAUGCGUUUUGGCAGAACCAGCGGCGCGGCUUGGGCGUUUAUUAAUAAGGACGGAGCGUUGGAGUAUCGUGUUAAAUUUGACAAUAACGCAGUUACCGAGUUGGCUAUUGGUGAGAUUACAAAAAUAGAUGCACUCGAUUUAACGCAAUCUCAUUAAACGCGAUCGUUUAAUUUCCCUCCUAAUAAUACGUAUAUUUGCCCGUAUAGUUUCUGGCGAAUCCCGCGUGUCGGCCCUCGACAUAUCCGAAUCCGUCGUUCAAAACUGGAGCAACGGGACCGUGUCCACCAUGGGCCCGGUGCAUUUGGAACAACUGUACGCCGAAGAGUUGAGUCUGUUCAGCGCGUCGUCCGGUUUUAAAGCGAGAUUCUCGUGGAGACCGGUGGCCGACUCCCGGGAUGCGGCGGGCGCCAUGCUGUUGUCCAGCCCCGACCAACGGCCUAUGGUCGGUCUGCUGUGGAUAACCGUGGACGCCGACUGCACCCUGCAAUACGAAGUAAAAUAUUGCGCUGUUAUUUCUUACCCGCCUAUAAUGUACAGUGCCCACCGCAUAGCCGUACACUCAGUCGCGCGUUUCGCCGCGUCUUUUAAACCGCCGAAAUAAUCCACAGGUCGUUCUGCAAGGAUCCAACGUGAAAGGUCGGCUUUUCGAACUGUACGUCGAAGACUCGCCGCUUUUAAUUCCCGGGGCGCCGGUUUUCAGGCGGCUCCUCGAAGAAUUCGAGGGACCGACGUUCGAAGGGUACACUAUCGGUUUGAGCCAAGAGGAAUUGUCGCGGCUCAACGUUAACAUCGUGCACGUGGACCUGUGGGACCCGAAACUGGGGCAGUCCGUGCUGAAAACCGAGUGGAAAUACGUUAGUUAUUCCGUCGAGUAAAUUAAACGUCGUUAAUUGUUUAUCAUUGAUUUAUUUGGCGUUGUGUGUACACCAUCAGGUUAAUGUCCCUGCAGUUUGUUACGCUCGUGACUCGGGCGACAACGAUUCGAACAAUAUACUUAUGAACAACGACGAAUCGGACCGUCAACCGGUCGCGCAGCUGAGCUGUUUGCACGGGCAAAAGUAUUAUCAACACGGUGCUCAAUGGACGUCGUUGGUAGACGAAUGUUACAUGUGCAACUGCCAUUACGGCAGGGUAACGUGCGAUGUUAUAAUUUGUCCGAUUGUCCAGUGUCUAGCGCCGGUGGCCAAAACAGGAACGUGUUGUCCGACGUGCGAUGGUAUCUACCUACUUAAACACUAUUAUAAGUUAACUAGAGACCGGAUUUCUAUCUAUAUGCUUUUAAAAUCUAUAGAAAACCACUUGAAAACAUCGUAAAUUACUUGAAAAACGCACUAAAAAAAUAUUUGAAAAAGCAAAAUUGAUAGAGGAGUUUAGGUUUCUCCACUAAUGAUUCUAACUUAGGGAUAAAAAUUAAGUUCCCUAACCCUAGGUACAAAAAUAAUUCACACAAAAUUAUUUCUUUUAAAUAAAAUCAUGCGUAUUAUAGAAAUAAUUACUUUUUAUUAAUCAAUUUUAUAGUGUUAGACAAUUUCAUUUGUAAGUUAAAUCCUUUAGAGGGAGGACUUUUAAACCCAUAAAUUAUUUUUGCUUUUUUUAAAUGUGUUUUUUUUUGUGGAUUUUAAGAGCAUACUAAUCUGGUCUUUAAUUAUAACAAUCAGUGCCGUAAUUAUGAGAGGUGUCCUGGGGUUAAACCCCCCCCCCAAUAUUCUUUUUAAUUCUAUUCAUUACUGAAUUAUUAUUACAUUACUUAAAUAUCGCAAAAUAUUUUAAAACUGCUUUGAAAAUGUCUAUCAUGGAUUAAUAAUAAUUGGAUAUCACCAAACGAUAAUAAUAUUAGGUUUAUGUGUAUUUCACGAAUAGUUUGUGAAUAUACGAAUAUACAAAAUUAAUUAAACUAAUAUGGGAAAUUACUGAGUCAAUUUAAGUGUUAAAUUAGUUUUAAUUUAUUCAUUAAAAUCGUUUAUAUUUUAUCCUGUCAUAAUUUUAUUAUAAUCAAAAAUUUAAGUAGCUAUCCUAUGAUUUUUUUUAUAAGAAAAUUACCGCUUAUAAGGUUUUAAGGUGUAUUAUAAUCAGGUAUGAAUUCGUGAUAAAGCUAUGUUAAUAUUUAUAGAGAAAAAGUAUUGCCAAGAGUCAAGACACCCCCCCCCCUAAAAAAAAAAUCCAAAAUACGCCACUGAUAACAAUAUACCUAUUAUUGCUUUAAACUAUUGUUGCCCGAUUUUAACGUGUCUAACUCAUAAUAGCAAACGCGUCGGAAAAUCAAAACAACUCGACCAAUUCGUGUUCGCUAGCCGGCCAACAGUUUCAAGCCGGCAGCAGUUGGCAUCCGUAUUUACCUCCGAACGGUUUCGAUACGUGUACCCUGUGUCAUUGUAACGUGAGUAUUAUUAUAAUAAUUCAACAAGGAAAGAAAAAGCGAUUAAUAAUCCUCGCCGAAUAUGUUGUACUUUUUUCCAGAAUACAUCGUUAAAAAUCAAAUGCCAACGGAUGGAUUGUCCGCCGUUGGAAUGUGACCAGAGAAUAGCUAUACGGCAGACAAAACGUUCAUGUUGUAAAGUUUGUCCGUCCUCGUUGCAAACUACCUCCAAACCGACGGGUCCGCUCGUUCAACUCGCCUUGAGCGACCAACAGAUGAACGGUGAAGUCAAUUCGGAAUCGGAAAUAUUGGCCAACGGGGGGUGCAGUUAUCCCGUCGGAGGACCGUACGAAAACGGCCAAGAAUGGCAUCCCAAAAUAUACUCGCACGGUGAAGUCAAAUGCAUUAAUUGUAAAUGCAAAGUAUGUAACUUUAAUGACGUACAGUAUUCGUAAUAAAUAAUAUGAAUGACAAUAAGUUAUCAAAUUUAAUAAAUUCAUAUCUUCCAAUGAAAAUUGAACACGAAAUAAUUGACUCAUUCGUGUAUAGUUAAUUUUAUAUCAAUACAAAUAGCCAAUAAUUUGAUAGAAUAUUUUAAUCUUUUAAACUACAAAAACCUGUAGACAAGUACCUAACUAAGCAACAUAAUUUCAUGAAAUGUAACCGUACCUACCAAAUUCAGCAAUGGAUUUAAUCAAGGAGGCUUAUGAAAUCAAUGGUCCCAAAUAAUACCAUGCGUAGCAAAAUUUGCACCAGGUUCCACGAAAAUGUACCAAUAAGUAGAAAAAAUCAUCACCAUCAUAAUGCUAUAAAUAUGCUAAAACCUGUCUGUCUGCGUUUACUCAAACAUUUAUCAUAAAAAUAUUUAAUUGCAGAACUUUUAACACUUUUAUUGGCGAUUCUCUGAUCACUGGUGUUCCGUGGUCAUAAGCGACUAGUAAAUGUGAACCUCUUGUGCCUCCCUAGAUAUGACUCUGGUUUCCAGUUGACCAUGUGGAUCGCUUCACUCGCCAACUUAGUUAAAUGCAAACUCAUUUCGCAAAAUAAACUUUAAUUUAUUGUGCAAAACUAUGUCGGGUAGAUUACAGGGGGGAAAAGUACAAUAAGAAAAUGUCUACUUUAUAAAGUAACAAAAAUAUUUUAGAAACCAAUGAUUAUUAUUAAUGUUAUUAUUUUUCCGAUUAUUACAUUUCUGUGUUUAAUUCAUCCCUUUUAAAUUAUACUUCCAUGUAAAUUGAGUGUUCAGUUAAAUUCUGAGUAUUGUGUUAUUUUAAUAGCAUAUUUUUUGCAGGACGGAAAUGUGAGAUGUGACCGUAAAAAAUGUCCCAAGUGGAAUUCGUGUUCAGAUCCUUGUUGCAAGUCUGUAUGUCGAAGACACAAACGACAACUAUUUAAAUUUUAAUUAUAACAUAACACAUUGUUCCUGAAUAAAAAAAAAAAGUAUAAUGACAAAUAAGUACAGAAUAAUAUUACAAAUUUUUAUAUUAUACAAUAACGAUAAGACUCAUUAAAUGAGCAGUCUUAGACUAAUGAUUAAUAUUAUUGUUUACCGAAAUCCAUAGACUGAUAUACAUAAUAUAUAUUAUUUUUCUUUUAAUGGGUAGCUGAUAUUAUGUAAUUGUCAGUAUUAAUUUAAGAAGUUUGAAUGUAAAUGUUAAAGUUUAAUAAAUAUUAACUUACUGUAAUAAUAUUGUAAAUAUGUAUUUUUUUUUUUUUUUAAUUAUUUAAAUUAUUAAAUUGUUGGCUGUCAUAAUGUGUAAUUUUUGUUCUCUUAUUAAAUUUUAGCAAGUCGUUAGUCGACUUCAUAUUAAUAUUUUAUUAAAAACUUGUUUUUGUUUUUAAAUAUGUACAAUUUUUUUUUAUACAUCAUAUAUUAUAUUAUAUUAAUAUUAAUAGAUAUAUUUUAAAAUUAAUAUAUAUUUACAAUUUAUUUUUUUACUUUAGACGGACAGUUUUUUGAGUUAAAUUGAAUACAUGUAUACAGUAUUGUUUUAUCAAUUUAAAGUCUUAAAAUUAAGCAACACAAGAAAAAAUUCAUUCAAACAUUUUGUUACCAUGGCAACAAUAAAUUAUAUAUACUUAAAAAUAAAUUUCUUUAAUACACAAAAAUUUAAUAAUACCGAUUUAUUUACUUUUAGGUAUAAUUUGAUGUUUAAUCUGAUUAUUUUGAACUGUGUUUGGCAGAAUAAUACCGCACUCCAUCUACUUUAGAAGCUCUAGCAUAUUUGGCCAAUAGACUAUUAACACUUAAUUUAUCAGUAGACAAAUUCCUAGGAAAAACAAUGUCUUAAAAAAUAUUUAACUAGGUAUUAGUUGUUGUUUGAUAAUAUUACUCGAGAAAUGGUCUUAUUUCGUCAAGUGUCCAUUUUUCUCGAACUUGAAACAAGUACUGCAUUCUAUCCAUUACAUCAUCCGGUAAGUCAUGUUCAUUGAAAUAACAUAUGGUUUGUGGGUGACUAGAUUCAUCAACAAGUACUGUACCAUUUAACUGUUUCAAACUUGUAGUCAUACCU